Messenger RNA from Miscanthus lutarioriparius, 1263 nucleotides. NCBI's taxonomy places the organism in Eukaryota, Viridiplantae, Streptophyta, Magnoliopsida, Poales, Poaceae. The record is from the annotation of a GenBank genome assembly.
AUGGCUAUUUUACGCAGGUGUUGCAGCACAUGGCUCAACAAUUGCAUAGGGAAAAGAAACUACAAAAGAUUCUUCAUCCUAAUGGCUUCAGCAGUUCUCUUGCGGGGAGAGUUCUCUGGGCAGAUCAUUUCAAAACUUGGAAGCAGCUUCUCAACUGUGGCUUUUGAAAUUGUCGUGGUGACAUGUACGUUACUAGCGAUGGUUGCAACAAUACCACUCUCACAACUUCUAUGCUUCCACAUUCUUCUUAUCAAGAAAGGAAUCAGUACAUACGAUUACAUUGUAGCUUUGAGAGAGCAAGAACAACAAGAACAUUCUGAGCACCAGAGCCCACAGAUGUCCAUCAUUAGCUCUGUCACAAGACUUAGUACUACUAGCUCUUUCGGUCCGCUUCAUCGCGGAUCAUGGUGUACUCCACCAAGACUAUUAGUUGAAGAUCAGGAUGUCUCUCAUCCAGACAUGCCACAGAAUUCCACUGGCAAGAAGGCCAGGAAAGACGAAGGAACCAAAAGGAAACCUCCAGGAGCUGUAAAAAUCAGCCCAUGGUCACUGGCUCGCCUCAGUGCAGAGGAAGUAUCAAAGGCAGCUGUAGAGGCCAAGAAGAAAUCUAAAGUACUCCAGUCGAUCACAAGGCGGGGGAAUAUUCUUAAGCCUGACAAUAGAACAGACAAAAGCAUGGUGUUACUACCUGUACCUGAACGAUCUCUGGAUCCCAUGGCAAGGACAUCUGCGAGUGGAACUGACUGCAACUUCAGCGACAUGGUCAUGGAAACACCUGACAGCUUAGUCCCGUUGCAGCACGAGGCCAGGAGUGCCUUCCAACCUAACUGCAACUUCAGCGACAUGGUCAUGGAAACACCUGACAGCUUAGUCCCGUUGCAGCACGAGGCCAGGAGUGCCUUCCAACCUAGUGCUGCAUUGUCCAUCAGGAACCUCAACCUUACUUCGUCACCAGAGAGUAGCUUGGAGUCACCUGAUCUCCACCACUUCCGUGUCUCUAUGUCAGGAGCCGAUGAACUCCAAAGCUUCAUGUCACUUGCAGCCUCAGAGUCGACUGCUCAGAAGAGUAUUACACUUUCGAGGUCGACAAGUGGUGGGUAUGAAGCCUCAGGAGGCGAGGACCGCGACCGAAUACCCUCUAGAAUUGUGCACCGGUCGUCCAAUUGGACAAAUGUCAUUCUUAAUUCAGGUAGGCAGGAAACUAUGUCCAAUCUGAGCUUGCCUACAUCUGUAGGGUUCAUUACUAACACCAGGCUGACCUAG